AUGUCGGAAGCGACCCUUGCGAUACGAAAGGUGAGGCUGAUCACAGCCGUGAAGACGCCUUACCUUGCUGACGGAAAGGUUGAUCUCGAGGCCUAUGACAAGAUUGUGGAGCACCAGAUCGCAAACGGAGUCGAAGGCUUGAUUGUGGGAGGCACGACGGGGGAGGGCCACCUCCUCUCCUGGGACGAACAUCUGGGCCUCAUUGGACACACGAAGGCGAAGUUUGGCGGCCGAAUAAUUAUUGUCGGAAACACAGGCAGCAAUCACACGGCCGAGGCAGUUUGGGCCACCGAGAGGGGCUUUGCUGCUGGUAUGGACGCAUCCCUGCUCAUCAACCCUUACUACGGCAAGACGUCAGACUCCGGAAUUAUCAUGCACCUGGAAGCAGCGCUUAAGUUUGGACCAGCCUUCAUUUACAAUGUACCAGGCCGAACCGGGCAGGACAUCAAGUCCAGCGUGAUGGUAAAGAUCAAGGAUCACCCUAAUUUUGUGGGCGUCAAGGAAUGUAUGGGCCACGAGCGCAUCAAGGAGUACAGCAGUAUGGGCGUUUGCUGCUGGUCUGGCAAUGAUGAUCAGAUGCAUGAGUCAAGACAUCAACAUGGAGCUGUUGGCGUCAUCUCCGUCACGUCCAACGUUGUGCCGGGGCUGGUCAAGAAGCUGAUGACGGAGAAGGAUGAUGCUCUGGACGCCAAGCUGCAGCCUCUCUACAAAUGGCUGUUCACGGACCCCAAUCCGAUUGGUGUCAACACCAUGCUGAUGAUGCUGGGUGCCGCGAAGCCCAUCUUUCGCUUGCCUUACACCUUCGUUCCCAGGGACAGAAGAGCGCAAGGAGUCGAGGUGCUGUCAUCCAUUGGUUUAGAGAACUGCCCAGCCUUCGGAGAGCUGAAGGUGCUUGAGGACAGGGCAAACAUAGCAGUGCUCCGGCGGAGGGGGAAAGCAUUCCGAUACACCAUGUCCCCCCCCCCCCCCCCCCCCCCCCCCCCCCCCCCCCCCCCCCCCCCACCCUACCCCCUGCAUAUCGGGCGUGUCGGCGUUUCGGCGCCGUUUCUGUAUCGGCCUGUCUGCGGGGGGGGAAGAGGCAAGGAGGUGGACGGGGGGGAGAGGGAAAGAGAUACACCGACACGCCGAUACAUCGAGACGUGGAGGGAAAGGCGGGGUUGGGGCAGGGAUAUCGGCGUAUCAGCGCAGGGGCAAUGCACCGAUACACCGAUACACCGACCCAGAACAAUGCACCGAUGCAUGGAUUCCGGGGGGUCCCGGGGUUUGGUCGACGCACGCCUGUGGCAAUCAAGGCCAAGUUCUAGGCUAGUCCUGGUUCGGUUUUUACGCCGCAGGAGGUCCCGAAAUGCUUCAUUCAGGAUUCCAUGUUAG
Symbiodinium natans is the source of this 1371-nucleotide messenger RNA. NCBI's taxonomy places the organism in Eukaryota, Dinophyceae, Suessiales, Symbiodiniaceae. The record is from the annotation of a GenBank genome assembly.